Molecule: messenger RNA, 366 nt
Organism: Meloidogyne enterolobii
Lineage: Eukaryota; Metazoa; Nematoda; Chromadorea; Rhabditida; Meloidogynidae
Source: the annotation of a GenBank genome assembly
AUGGUGAGGAAAAAGAUAAAAGUAGCUGCAUUACAAGCUUUUCAUCCUCCACUGAAAGAAGCUGCAGUACGAACAAUUCUUCUAUUGAAAGAUGAGUCAGUUCAAAGUGAGCAGCCAAUAAUGCAAGAUGCUUGUGUUCUGUUCAAACUGAACCUAUGGAACGAUAUACUCGCUAGUAUACGAAAAUUUAUUCUUGAAAUCCCAAUUAAAAAAUUUAAAAGAAAAUAUAAUUCAAGCAAAAAGGAGAAGCAGUGUAAGGAAGCGGCAUUAAAGCCAGGAAAAUUACUCGAAGAAUUAACAAAUAAGCGGAAAAUUAAAAGAGUUGAUGAGAUUGCUAAAUUUAUCAAAAACAGUAGUCCUAGUUAG